AUGAUGGACUCCAAUAAGAUGACCAUAAACUUGGCCCUCUUUGGCAUGACUCAAAGUGGAAAAAGUUCUGCUGGGAACAUUCUUCUGGGAAGCACUGACUUCCACAGCAGCUUUGCUCCAUGUUCUGUGACCAAAGAUUGCAGUCUGGGCCGCAGUUGUCACUUCCACAGCUUCAUGCGUCGAGGGGGGCAAGAGGUAACCCUGCAGGUCCAGGUGCUGGACACUCCAGGUUAUCCGCACAGCAGGUUGAGCAAGAAGCAUGUGAAGCAGGAGGUCAGGGAGGCCCUGGCACAUCACUUCGGGCAAGAGGGUCUGCACCUUGCACUGCUGGUCCAGAGGGUGGAUGUGCCUCUAUGUGAACAGGAAGAAUCUUCCCCAGUCCAGAUGAUCCAGGAACUUCUGGGACAUGCUUGGAAGAAUUACACUGCCAUUCUUUUCACCCAUGCAGAGAAAAUAGAAGAGGCUGGGUUCAAUGAAGAUGAAUACUUACAUGAGGCCUCUGAUACACUGCUAACUCUACUAAAUUCUAUUCAGCACAGAUAUAUUUUCCAGUAUAAAAAAGGAAACUCACUUAAUGAACAAAGACUAAAAACCUUAGAAAGAAUCAUGGAAUUUAUAAAAGAAAAUUGUUACCAAGUUCUUACCUUUAAAUGA
Molecule: messenger RNA, 654 nt
Organism: Globicephala melas (long-finned pilot whale)
Lineage: Eukaryota; Metazoa; Chordata; Mammalia; Artiodactyla; Delphinidae
Gene: GIMD1
Product: GIMAP family P-loop NTPase domain containing 1
Molecular function (GO): GTP binding
Source: RefSeq, a predicted model, not a curated record